Salpingoeca rosetta is the source of this 843-nucleotide messenger RNA. RefSeq lists its product as uncharacterized. The record is from RefSeq and is a predicted model, not a curated record. Gene Ontology annotation, molecular function: cullin family protein binding; ubiquitin conjugating enzyme binding; ubiquitin-like protein binding. Lineage: Eukaryota; Choanoflagellata; Craspedida; Salpingoecidae. Bases 1 to 843 code for a protein of 280 amino acids. Gene Ontology annotation, cellular component: ubiquitin ligase complex. The transcript has 6 exons. Gene Ontology annotation, biological process: protein neddylation; positive regulation of ubiquitin-protein transferase activity.
AUGUGUGCCAACUGUUGUCGUCCGCAUCCGCUGUGGUUGGCGGUGUUCUUGUGGCAUGGCACUGGUUCGCCGCUCACGCGAACUGAGUUGCUUGAUUGCCACUUUGACACUGGCCACAGAACAUCCAACUACAGCGAGGAGGAAGCUCUGAAGGCGUUCCAGCGUUAUGCAGGUGACGAGGACAAGUUUGGUGUGGAUGGCGUGCUCAAGUUCUGCGAAGACCUCAACGUUACCCCAGAAGACGUGGCUGUGCUUGUGCUGGCAUACAAGGCUGAGUGCCAGCAGAUGGGCUGCUUCACCAAAGAGGAGUUCCUGCGCUGUUUCCGCGUCAUGGAUGUCGCCACCCCGGAGCAGCUUGCGUCGAAGAUCGCCGACGUGCGCGACGAGCUGGACGACCCGGCUGUGUUUCGCGCCGUGUACCGCUUUGCAUUCAAGUACGCGCUCUCCACCAUCCACCCGCCGGCCCGCAACUUGGACCUGUCGACGGCAAAGGAGAUGUGGCACGUGCUGCUCGCCCGCCGCUGGCCGCUCACCCACGACUUCUUCGCUUUUCUCGACCAUAAGGCUGCAGCGAGCAAACGCCCCGUGGUGAUUACGCGCGACCAGUGGUUUGGUGUGCACGACUUUGCUGUCCACGUCGCCCCGGACCUUUCGUCCGGAUACAGCGAGGACGAUGCAUGGCCUGUGCUGCUGGACGAAUUUGUAGCGUGGAAGCGAGAGCGCGACGCUCAGCAACAACAGCAACCACAACAACAGCAAAGCGAAGAGCAAAGAAUAGGGCAGGGGAAGCAUCACUACUACCAGCACCGUCAGGUUGGCAAUGGUGGUGGUCAUCACCAAUAG